Messenger RNA from Haliotis rufescens (red abalone), 1573 nucleotides. RefSeq names its product heparanase-like. Bases 64 to 984 code for a protein of 306 amino acids. Lineage: Eukaryota; Metazoa; Mollusca; Gastropoda; Lepetellida; Haliotidae. Gene Ontology annotation, cellular component: extracellular matrix; membrane. The transcript is spliced from 6 exons. Gene Ontology annotation, molecular function: hydrolase activity, acting on glycosyl bonds. The record is from RefSeq and is a predicted model, not a curated record.
ACUACAGCCAGUUCCAGACAGUCAGCGCCAUAGUCGUAGCAGGUCAAGCUCAUAACUCUAAAUAUGGUACAGGUGUUUAGUCCGAUUCGGUUCCUCGUGUUGCUAUGGAUACCAACGUUCACCGCAUCGCAGCAACUUCAAGUACAUGUGACAGUUUCUACUGACAACGUUGUGCAGGAGGUUGACGACAUGUUUGUUGGAGUGACCAUUGACAGCUAUAUCUUGCGGGCAGGGUUUGAAAGACACCAUCUCAGUUCACCAAAUCUCCAGAAGCUUGUGAAAGAACUCGUUCCCUCAUAUCUGAGGGUCGGGGGAACCUCGGCUGACCAUGUCGUGUUUGAUCCCCAUGCCACACAGCAUAGCUCCAACGCAGCAUCGCCGUUCAAACUAUUGGCUGAAGACUGGGAUAUUCUUAACAAGUUUGUUCAUAACACGGGGGUGAAGCUUAUAUUCGACCUUAAUAUUUUACUGCGGAAGCAAGGAAAAUGGGACCCAUCGAAUGCUGAAUUGUUGCUUAAAUACUCGUCACAGAAAGGCUACCAUAUUGCUGGAUUCGAACUGGGAAAUGAACCAAAUGUGUUUCAUCACAACGCAAACAUCACAUUAUCGGACGCCCAACUCGCCAAUGACUUUGCACAGCUGAAGCGGGUCCUCCAAGGUACGUCGUAUAAGUCCAGCCUCAUCGUAGGACCAGAUGUGACUGUCACUCAUGCAUCUGGGGUAAAAGGAUUUUUGUCUCAUGGUGGGGCAAGCGCGGUUGAUGUCGUGAGCUUCCAUCACUAUUACGUCAAUGGUGAAACCUCGAAGGUUUCUGAUUUCUCACAUCCUGCAACACUUGACAGUCUUGUAGGACUGGUAAAGAGCGCUAUUGCCGCCGUGCAUGCUGUUGCGCCAGGAAAGCCAGUAUGGCUGGGGGAGACAGCAUCAGCUUACAAGGGAGGCACCCCCAACGCCUCUGAUAGAUACGCCUCCGGUUUCCUGUAAGUGAGUGAGUGAGUGACCUGGGUUAAAUGUGGGUUUGAAACGAAUAUCAGUAAGAUCAGGGCAUUCCUGCACGUUAUCCACCACAUUCGAAAAUGCUGACGCAAGCAAAUGAAAUCACCAAAGCCGUUUCCAACGUCAGAGGAUAUCUCAAUUGUGAUCCCAACUAUAUUAAAUCCGUUGGACUAUUCCGACACUGCCAAGCCAUACAAUCUACCAUUUUCCGUAUAUUUCAAGAUUCUUUAUUCAGUAUUUUGGGCCUAGAGUUCAAUUACAAUUACAAUAAUUGCUGCGUCACGUGAUGUCAGGAAAAUAAAUACAAGUAGUCUUUUUUCACAUCGAAUACAUGAUUUAAGUAUAAGGCCAAAGCCUUUACAAUGUCGAUAUUUUUGGAGUUAAGUAGAUUACAUAAACUGUGAUUAUCAUGAUGGACAUUGGAUAACCAAGGCAAUUAGUGGUUUCUGACAGAAGAAUAUUUUGAACAUAAAAACAAAACAUGAAAUUCAUCCUCUAAUUGCCUCCCUUUACAGUGGGUACAUAGAUAUAAACUCAAGUCUUCAUUUUUAUGUUUUGACUUUCGUAGCAUGUUAAU